CAACCCCGCAACCACAACGACAUUAUCGCAGCCACGCGUCCCUUCACAGACAAAAACGUUGACGAACAUCGCCAAAAGCUUCGAUUUUUAAGGCGUCCGGUUGAGUAGCAGACUCAAACUCACGUACGCAUGCAAGAAGCUGGCAUUGGUUCCUCAGAUUUGCCCAGUUAUCAAGCUAUCAUCCCCGUUUUAAACAAUUGAUUCUUUUGAAUUGUUUUCGGGGCAAUCUGCCACCUGCAUUCUGUGCAACGUGACCACGUGAGAGAGAGAGAGAGAGAGAGAGAGAGAGAGUGAGACUUCCAGUAGAGUGUGGAGGUGGGACACCCCAGAAAAACCAUAGGCUUUUUCAAGAAAAGGGUGCUGGUGAUGGUGAAAUUCAUAAUUCGUCCUUUCUUGUGAAAAGGCAGAAAGAACUCAUUCUUGGAACCUUUCCUCUUUCUGGGUCGAAAUUCUGAGAAUCCCCAGUUGCAGAUAAUAGAACAGCGGAAAAAGUUGCGACUUUUUUGGUGGGUACUGGUUGAUUUUUGUUCGGGGGUGAUGGGUGAGGAGAGCAAGAUUGAUGAAGAUCGUCUUGAGAAGCUGAGGGUGUUCAAUGGUAGAGAGGAGUUUCCAUCGUCCAAUAUAUGGCACGCUAUAGUGGCUUUAGGGAUUUGGUUGGGUGCUAUUCACUUCGUCGCCGUCCUGGUCGUCUUCUCUCUCCUCUUCCUUUCUCCCUCCAAGGCCCUUCCGGUCUUUGGGUUGCUCGUGGUAUUUAUGUUCCUUCCAACUGAUGAUAGAAGCAGAUUAGGCAGGAAGUUGUCGAGGUACAUAUGUAAACAUGCUUGCAGUUAUUUCCCUGUUACUCUGCACGUGGAGCAUAUAGAAGCCUUUGAUCCUAAUCGCGCCUAUGUUUUUGGAUAUGAGCCACAUUCAGUUCUUCCGAUUGGUGUUGUUGCGCUUGCUGAUCUUACUGGUUUCAUGCCUCUUCCAAAAAUAAAAGUGCUUGCUAGUAGCGCAGUGUUCUACACUCCAUUUCUGAGACAUAUAUGGACGUGGUUGGGUCUCACGCCAGCAACUAAGAGAAACUUCAUUUCCCUUUUGGGUGCUGGAUACAGCUGUAUCCUUGUGCCCGGCGGUGUACAAGAGACCUUCCUCAUGGAGCAUGAUUCUGAGAUUGCAUUUGUUAAAUCAAGAAAAGGAUUUGUGCGCAUAGCCAUGGAGAUGGGCUGCCCCCUGGUUCCAGUUUUCUGCUACGGUCAAUCAAAUGUCUACAAGUGGUGGAAGCCUGGUGGAAAGUUGUAUCUGCAAUUUUCUAGAGCACUUAAGUUUACGCCGGUUUUCUUCUGGGGAAUCUUUGGGUCUCCUUUACCCUUCCAAAAUCCGAUGCAUGUGGUGGUCGGCAGACCGAUUGAGUUGAAGAAAAUCUCCAAACCCACCAUGGAAGAGGUCAACGAGGUGCACGGCAAGUUUGUCGAAGCAUUAAGAGACCUCUUCGAAAGGCAUAAGGCAAGGGUCGGCCACGCUGAUCUUGAGCUGAAAAUUCUUUGAAAAUAGCUUCGAUUCGUUCUCAUUUACUGGAGACCUUGUUUAUAUGUUUCAGUCAGUUAGGACUAAUAAAACCCUAAAGAGAGGGCAAUUGGAUUCACUGUACAUUCCAGCAUCCCAUGUCCCAUUGAGGGUGGCUAAUUAGAGUCUGCAUAGAAUGAUGUUAGCCUUGUUCCUUCUCGCUAUUUUGUGGCUUUGGAAGUAAAGGCAGAGAAUUGAUUGGCACCCCAAAAAUCCAUUCUGUACACAACCUUCACAAUCAA
Syzygium oleosum is the source of this 1787-nucleotide messenger RNA. Its product is annotated as diacylglycerol O-acyltransferase 2D-like. Bases 538 to 1527 code for a protein of 329 amino acids. The record is from RefSeq and is a predicted model, not a curated record. Lineage: Eukaryota; Viridiplantae; Streptophyta; Magnoliopsida; Myrtales; Myrtaceae. The transcript is spliced from 9 exons. Gene Ontology annotation, cellular component: endoplasmic reticulum membrane. Gene Ontology annotation, molecular function: diacylglycerol O-acyltransferase activity. Gene Ontology annotation, biological process: triglyceride biosynthetic process.